This is a messenger RNA of Coccinella septempunctata (seven-spotted ladybird), 6228 nucleotides long. RefSeq lists its product as uncharacterized. The coding region runs from base 13 to 6156 and encodes 2047 amino acids. Gene Ontology annotation, biological process: detection of mechanical stimulus. Gene Ontology annotation, cellular component: membrane. The record is from RefSeq and is a predicted model, not a curated record. The transcript is spliced from 27 exons. Gene Ontology annotation, molecular function: calcium channel activity; protein binding. Lineage: Eukaryota; Metazoa; Arthropoda; Insecta; Coleoptera; Coccinellidae.
UACGACGAGAUUAUGUUUGAAAGACUGUUUAUAUUCUUACUGUUGAAUGGUUUUUUUCUGGCGUAUUGUGUGCCGAAAACAACUCCAGCAGAGCCAGAAGAAAAAUGUGAAGAGACCUUAGAAUUCAGAAAUUGCAAAGACGAAAAAAAAAGAAUUUUUCGUAAUCAAAAUUUGAAAAUAGUUGCUGAAUUCAGAAGAUGCAAAAACAGAGAGUACAUGUUCGAUUAUAAUGUGAUAGAUGUGGCAACAGGAGAGAUGAAUGAAAUACCGAAUAAUCCAUCGGGUCCAAUACUACUCCUCAACAAAUAUAGUCUGAAUAUAGGAAGUUACAAGAUUGUCCUCCAUGUUUAUUCAGUGAAUUCAGAUAUUUCGAUAUAUAAAGAAAAUUGUAUUCUAACUGUGGAAGCUUCUCCGCCUGUUGCAGUAAUCCAGGGUGGAUUCCAGAGAUAUGUUGGAUUGGGAAUAGAUCUUCUACUCAAUGCUUCGGGAUGUUUAGACUACAAUAGUGAAGAGCCUGCCGAUCCGACCAAUUUCGAAUAUAGUUGGAUAUAUGAUUGCGAUACUUGCAAUGGAUUCAUUACUGCAAAAGAAAAAGAUCCUGUUUUACUUAUACGUGGAACACAACAUAUGACAGAGAUGCGGUAUCUUGUCAAACUCGGCAUCCGAUCGAAAUGGUGGAAUGAAACGGUGUUCGCUCAGCAACUUGUAUAUAUUCGGAAAGAAACUCCUGGUAUAGACAUUGUGUGUGCACGCAAUUGUUUUCCCGCAUUUCGGGAAGGCAACUUGGUGCUGAUGCCGGUUUGUACCUAUCACUGCCCAAAAAAUGUUACAUGGACAUGGAAAAUAUAUAAAGUCCCGAAAGAAGAUGACGCUAUUAUAUCUGGGUCAGCAGAUUGGCAAUUUCGAUUCUCUAACACCACCGAACAACAUUUUAUAAAGCUUUCAGAAGAUGAUUUCGAUCAUGACGCUGGCUAUAUAGCUACAGCCUCUCUGAAUGAGUUCAAGGAUACUGCAGCUUCAUACAAAUUCUCUACAUUGCCAAAAUACCAGUUUUCUUGUUUAAUACAUCCAGCUGAAGGAACAGUCUUGGAAACGAAAUUCUUCAUUUCCUGUAAGGGUGAAACUUUGGGAUCCUAUUUUUGGGUUUCAGUGGCUACAGAUGACGACAGGGAACAAAUUCUAGUGUAUGACAGUUCGUGGGAGUAUCUAAUAUUCAUGAUUCCAAAGGUUGGGAAUGUUUACAUGCGCUUCACUGACUAUUCUGGCGUGGAGAACGGUAUAUUUUGGAAUCCGAAGAGCGCAUCUUUUAAUCUCCUAGAAGUUGAGAAAAAACCCGAAACUAUUUACGAUCUGUACUACAACGGUACUGAUUCAGUUGAAAAUCUACUAGCGGCACAAGAUUAUGCAGCAUUGUUGGACAAAAUGACGUUGAUAUCUAAAAGCAUCGCAAGCAUGAAUGUUUCCGAAUUCCAUAAAGUUGAGGGAGUUGCAGAGGCCCUUGUACGUGAUUUGAAAAAGGUUCCAAUGAAAGAUGCGGUGAACGUCGAAAAAGGUGCUAGUAUCAUGGACGAUCUAACAGGUGUCGACGUUAUUUUCCCGCCUAAAUUCAGUACAGAUUUCACCGCCUUCUGCGAGCAACUCGCAGAAAAAUAUAGAAGACUAGUGAAAAAUCAAUAUUUGAGUGGUAAGACAGGUGACAUGCCUGUACACACAACAGUAAGUCAGUUGAUGCAAUGCACAGCUUCCGGAAUCCGUCCAAAUAAGUUAGCCCUUGAGCAGAGGGAUGUCGAUCUGGAAAUCACAACAGUAUUCUACAUUAUUGAAGAAGGAAAUGUAAACACAGAGGUUUAUGAUGAAUACAAGGAUGACACUGAGGCUGCUCAUAACAUUGACAUGUAUAAGAACGUUACGAAUAGUUUCAUCGGUGUCUGCCUCCUGAAUGGAAGGAUUCUCUUAAGAAGACUGAUGACAUCCCAUAUUAAAAGUCAAGACACUGUGAAAUCUGAAAAGUAUAUCAUUUUGGUCACUAGAAAAUUUGGUUAUAAAAUUGUUCUAGCUCCAUUGGAAAUUCUUGGAGUGAAAUUAGCUUUCUCGAAAGAUCUUGUAGAUAGCGAGGAAAUAUAUUCUGUGAUUAUGUGUGCUACCUCAGAUGAUAUUUUCUGGUGGCAAGAUGCCAUUGAAAUAGUCAGCGACAUUCUCAUCAUCACCAUAAAAUAUGGCAAAACAAUAAUAUCCCAAUUCCAUAAACCCUUCGAAAUAAAAUUUUCAUUGAAAAGGAAACCUCAAAUCAGACAUCCUCUCUUGAUAUCCCCUAUAAGAAUGACACAGCUCUCGAGAGAUCCCGAAGAACCCGGUGAAGAGCAAUUGGCUAUAUACGUGAUACCGUUGGAAGCUGGAUAUUCUUUGGCUGUUGAAUUUCCGGACAUAGAUGAAGACUUGCUGCUCAACGUGGUAUGCACAACCUUCAAGUUGCCAACAUUGUCUGAUUUCAAAGGAGACAUGCAAAUGAUUACCGACGAAUUCAACUACUAUCUGAAUGAAGAAGUGUAUGAUUAUGAUACUUUUCGUUUACUGGCUGUAAUGGCGAGUCCUUUAAAUGAGCUGCGCAAGGAUGAAGUGUUCGAAUUUGGAAUGUACGCAUAUGCCGUCACAUGUGUGAAAUGGGCAAACAAACAAAAAAGAUGGAUCCCAGGAUGCAGGGCUAAGUUCCUGGAAAAUAUGGUUGUUAUCUGCUCUUGUGAAACUUUGUCGACAAUUACAACUUCAGUCAAAAAUAUUCCUAUCAAGAAGUGGCAAGACUAUAUACCUCUACCUGUAGACCUGGAGGAGCAACAGUGCUACGAUAUGUGCAUUGCUGUUGGAUUGGUGUUCCUGUUAUAUUCCAUAGCGAUUUGCUUUGUUGUCUUGGAAAAAGAUAACGUUAUGAAAGCUAUUUAUUUCCUAAGCGAUGUGGUACGUGACGACAGAUUCGGAUAUCUAAUCAUUAUAAACACUUCAUUUCGAUUGGGAUCUGGAACAACCUCUAAUGUCAUGAUCAGAUUGAAAGGACUAAAAGGUAGCAGCGAGCCACAUGUACUCAACUACCCAGACCCACUGAUGCUUUUAUUGCAGAGGCGUGAAGAAAACUGGUUCAUUCUGGCCACACGGAAAAAUCUAGGGCCGAUAACAGAAGUAGAACUUUGGAUAGACGGAGUGGGGUCCGAUCCAUCUUGGAAUUGCAGCAACAUUGCAGUGUUUGAUCUUCAACAUAAGAUGUGGUAUCGCUUCAAAAUUAAGCAGGCAUUUACAAUAUAUCCAAAACCAAGGGUAUACCUGAGAUCCUUUUCUAUUGAUGAAAAGAAGGAUCGAACUUCUAUCGGGGUCAUCCACUAUAUUUUCAAGAAAUGUCUUCCAACAUUCCAGAUGUUCAACUUCAGCCUAAGGCAAACAGACGAAUCUUUAUCAUACAUCAAGAGACUAAGUACAAUGCUUUGCACUUUUACUUCUAUAGCCAUAUGGUGUAUAGUUAUAGACGGUUUUCCGCUUGAAAAUCCGACUGACAGCAUAAUGAAAUCCUGCACAUAUACUAUUAAUGUCGGGAAUAUGAUAAAUGGCAUUGGAGGAUGUAUAACAACAGCGUUUUAUCAUAUUCCGAUUAAAUACUUUUUUAUAACUUCGCAAGUAGAGAAACCCUAUUAUCCUCUUCUACAAAAAUCCAGGAAACCUGUGAUUUUCUCCGUCAUUUGUUGGUUGAUCACGAUUAUUUUGAUCAUUUUCAACAUAAGCUUCAUAAUAAUACUUGGAGUAUGGAUUCCACACGUCAAAUCACUGAUACUGCUCACUGAAGUCCUCAUUGGAAUGAUAUUUUACAUUUUCGUGGUGGAUACAAUUGGUAGCAGCUGCAUAGGACUUAUACAUGGCGAUAUGGAGAUAACUCACUAUCUACAAAAAUCUCUCCGAAUCGUACUUGAAGAUAUAGAAAAACAACGAAUGAUAUUAUACAGAGUGUUCGGGAAAUAUCUGCUAAGGCCGUUCUUGGAACAUUUAUACACCCCUUUGCAUGGAACAGCUCUCAGGAUUUUAUGGCAUACAGAAAAAAUACGAUAUGAAGUGAAGGAAUUAGUGCACGAUCUGAUCAUGUUUCUCAUAUACAUAAGCCUAAUGUAUAUGGUUAUUUUGGCGAGUAGAGAUUACCGAAGUGUUUAUAGCAACCAGCAAGUUAAAAAUCUUGUUGCUGGCUUUGCAACAAGGACAUUUCCAUUUGAUAAAGUUGUUUCCCCGGCAACUUUCGAUAAAUACGUACAAAAAACAUUAAUAGAAGCUACCCAAUCUAAAAUAUGGUAUGGGACCUAUGCUGUCAGAGAUCCGGGUAUGACUGUUGAUUACGCCAAUAAAAUGCUAGGUGUGGUCCGCAUACGACAGCACCGAUCUCAACGUCAUAGUUGCUAUGUGCCGGAACCAAUGAGUUUUCUCAAUCUGACUUGUGUAGCUGAUUAUUUUCGAAGUCAAACACAGGAGGAUUUCGGCGAAGAAUGGAAUGAGGCAGAAGAUCCCCCUACAGAAGGAAGAAUGAAGAAUAUUUGGCGAUUUUCACCAAGUAACGAAACCGGUUCAUCAGCCUACAUUGGAAAACUCGGAAUAUAUCCUGGUGGAGGGUAUGUGGCUUUUUUAGGUCGCGGUAUGAAAAAUUCUCUGGUUAACUACGCAUACUUACGGGAAUGUGGUUGGAUAGAUAUGAUGACCAGAAGUAUUUUCGUUGAAUUUCUGCUUUACAAUGCAAAUUUCAAUAUAUUCAACGCUGUUCGAUAUACAAUCGAGAAGAGUAGUUUGGGCUACUUGAAGAAGGAAGUUGAUAUUGAAACAUCAAAAAUGUUACUAUUGGACAACGAAUCUUUAGUAGCGAUCCCAGUGCUUCUGGGACUCUUCAUAUUCUUAGUAUUAAUUUUCUCUGUAAGAACGGUCAUUCGAAUCAAAAGAACCCGCACCUGGUACUUCAGAGAUUUAUGGCAUUUUGUGGAUAUUAUCCUCAUUUUGCUGAGUUUGGGAUGUGUUUGGAUGUUCCAUCGUAGAUCAUUGGAGGUCGGUAAACUCUUAACAUCUUUAGAAGGCAAAGAUCCCAAGGAAUUCGUCAACUACUUCGCCCUGUUAGAAUUGGAUAGUACUUUCACAGUAUUAUGCGCAAUUUUGAUAGCUGUUGCUACUAUCAAGCUAUGGGGCCUAUUCAGGUUCAUUAUAAUAUUCAGGGUUGUGGAAAGAACCUUCAGAAUCUCUUUCAUACCACUUUGUGCCCUAUUUUUCUACAAUACUAUCGUGAUAUUGGCCUUUGCCUUUUUCGGUUUUCUCCUGUUCGUCGAUCACUCGUACAGAUUUGAAGGGUAUUUUAACACAGUAGAGUUCCUGAUCAUUUUGAAUUUGAGACCUUUCGAAGGUGAUGAGAUAGACAUGCUAAUUGAGCCUAAACUUGGCUUUGGCUACGUCUUCUAUGUAUCCUACGCGUUGGCUGUUAAACUCUUCAGUUGUAUCUAUACAGCUCUGAUAAUCAUUUACUACGCUAAAGCUCAAGAAUAUUAUUCUAAUCGAUCGGAAAUCUAUUCUGUGUGGGACCAUUUCAAAGAACAAUUUCUCUUCUUCUACAACCUGUGGAAGUUAAGACUGAAAUCUUUUAGGCUCGGUGGAGGCACUGACGUUAAUAAAUCCUCCAUCCCAGUGACUCCAAAGGCAGACGAAUUCCGAUAUGCAGAAUCGGUUACUCUCAGCGUGGAAAAAAUAAAGGCCAUGUCCCUAGUGAGUUUGUGCGUUAUAAGAAAUUUUGAUCCCAAGCGAAAACCACUUACUCAAAAAGAUAUCCGAAUUAUGACAUACGCAUUGUUUUAUCUCAAGAAGAUAAAACAUAAAUCUGCGGACGCAGAGGAAGCGGAGAGAUUUUUCAAGGCUCCUUUGGGAAGGAACAAAGUAAAAUUGAUUCAUGAGAUUAUUUUGAAGAAAAUUGAAGCGGCGACUGACAUAUUGUUGGGAAAAUCUUUACUAGAAACUAUGAAAGGCAUGAAUAUCAAAAGGGAUGAGAUUUUGAUGGAAGAGAAUUUUGCCCAGAUAAAGAGAAUGAAACAGAAUCUAUCAGUAAUGUUUGAAACUGUUCAGAAAAUUAGCGUCAACAUACGACCGCGCAGGAAUGAAUAGUAAUUUUAUGUAAUUUUAUUAAUUCUUUUAUCAUGUAGAGAAAUAAACUAAUAAUAUAAUAAUCUUAAGUCA